This is a messenger RNA of Heterocephalus glaber (naked mole-rat), 1391 nucleotides long. RefSeq names its product CD3 delta subunit of T-cell receptor complex (gene Cd3d). Gene Ontology annotation, cellular component: external side of plasma membrane; alpha-beta T cell receptor complex; membrane. Gene Ontology annotation, molecular function: transmembrane signaling receptor activity. Gene Ontology annotation, biological process: positive thymic T cell selection; cell surface receptor signaling pathway. The record is from RefSeq and is a predicted model, not a curated record. NCBI's taxonomy places the organism in Eukaryota, Metazoa, Chordata, Mammalia, Rodentia, Bathyergidae.
UCCCAGUGCCAGAAAAAAAAAAAAAAAGGUCCGUAGACCUUUGGGGAGGUUCAAAUUUGCCCUAAGUUAAUCACAUUGCUAUUAAUAACUACUUCUUACUGAUCGUAUUUAUGUGGCAGGCACCAUGUCACUUUUAAAAAUCCUUAUAAUGAUACUCUAAGAAUCAGGCUCAGAAAAAUUAUUUGACUGGCCCUGAGGGUACCAAGUAUUGGAGCUAGGAUUCAAAUAUCUAUGUGUGUGGCUCUAAAGUCCAACUUCCCACUGGCUAGAAGCUGCUUCAUCUGGUGUCCAGGGUGCCCAGUGAAGGGUCCCAAGAAAGACCGUAAUAGGAGCAACCUAGCUGAAAUGGCUUAUGCCUUGAGGCUCUUAGCCUCUCUCAAAGGCUUUGACAGGUAGCAGUUUUUAGGUGAGAGAUAAAUGUAGUUAUGGUGCUAAUAGGGACUCUGAAGUUCUCGGUUUUUCAUUAGGACUCAGGAAAGACCGUCCUAAGUUUCCUUUUGCCUCCUAAAAGUCUGGGUAGCUUUCUCCAUAUUCUCUGCCUUCAGCUCCACCCCCAACCUCUCUGCUCAGAGAAAGAGCAAUUUGCACCUGCUUCCUUCCUACCCCACCACUUGCUACUCUUGCCUUUAUGGCCUCUCAUCAUGAAAGGCAGAGAGGCAGACAUCUUCUAGUUCCUUUGCUACACUUCACUUUUUCCGAAUACCCAUGAGUCAGUUGGAGGAGGGUAGCCCUCACCCCAGCUGGUAGUUCCGUGAUCUGGCUCUGUCUACUGGAUGAAUUCUGCUGAAAGAUGAAACAUAGCAGGUUUCUGACUGGUCUGGUCCUGGCUGCCCUUCUCCCUCAAGUGAACCCCUUCCAGAUACCUGUGGAGGAAUUUGAGGACAAAGUAUUUGUGGAUUGCAAUACCAGCGUCACAUGGCUAGAUGGAACAGUAGGGACAAAGAGAGCAAAUGGUGUCCGUCUGGACUUGGGAAAACGUCUCCUGGAUCCACGAGGAGUGUAUAAGUGUUUGGGGACCGAUAUAUAUGACAAGAAAGAAUCUACUGUGCAAGUAUAUUAUCGAAUGUGCCAGAGCUGUGUGGAGAUGGACUCCGCCACCCUUGCUGGCAUCAUUGUCACUGACAUCAUUGCCACUCUGCUCCUUGCUUUGGGAGUCUACUGCUUUGCAGGACAUGAGACUGGAAGGCUCUCUGGAGGGGCUGACACUCAAGCUCUGUUGAAGAAUGACCAGCUUUAUCAGCCUCUGCGAGAUCGUGAGGAUGCUCAGUACAGCCGUCUUGGAGAAAACUGGCACCGGAGCAAAUGAUCCCAAGGCUGGUGGCUUCUAGAAGCACAUUGUGAACUAUUCCAUUCCUCCUUGCUUGGCCAAUAAAGAUGUUCUCUUCCAUUCA